Trypanosoma grayi is the source of this 3078-nucleotide messenger RNA. RefSeq lists its product as hypothetical. The transcript has a single exon. The coding region runs from base 1 to 3078 and encodes 1025 amino acids. The record is from RefSeq and is a predicted model, not a curated record. Lineage: Eukaryota; Euglenozoa; Kinetoplastea; Trypanosomatida; Trypanosomatidae.
AUGGACGGGCGCGGCAACAUCGCCGCAAUGAACGAAGGCUCCGUAAGGUCUCAUCUCUCAUCACGCAGCGGUGGUGUGAAGGUGCACGUGGGACCAGACGCGAAGAGUGGUGGUGACAGGGCUUCCAAUUCGCUCCCCGCAAUCCCCGCAGCGGUGCAACAGCGCAGUGCCAGGGUUUCCGAUGCGGCGAGAAAUCCACUGGCACUGCUGGCCUCGGAGAGCCGAGCGACCGCGAUGCGGACCAGCGCGCAGGAGCGGUGGCGGAGCGCGCUGCUGGAGUACGAGGUCGCUCUGAAGGAACUUGUGACAAACAACAUUGACGCGCCCCCCUCCGAGGGGCGUCUGCUAAAGACGUUUCAGCUAUUCGAUGCCGUGUCGCGUGUCGCCGCGGAUCAAUCUCCGGAGCUGGCGGAUCUGCUAAAGAUGUUCCGCGUCGAGUUCUGUCGCGCCACCUUUGCGCGACAAAGUCUCAAUGAAAUUAUGCCAGAGCGCAAUGUGAACGCCGAGGAGGACGCUGCGGAGGAGGAAUUAGGCUCGACGUACUUUGAACAGGUGGACGUACUGCUGCGUGAGAACGCAGCGCUUCGGGUGGAAGUGAAUCUUGGCAACACACGGAACAAUAUGGCCCUGCUAAAACAGCAGAUAGACCGACUUCAGGAGAUGGUCGGAUACUACGAAAACGAAGUAGGCCGGCUGGAGCGUGAGAACGAGCGCUCCGCUGAGAGCUACCGCAAAACCAGGGACGAACUCGAUGAGCAAAGGCUGCAUCACCGCCGUCUUUUAGACAAGUUUGACGACGACAAGCAGCACCUUCUGCAGGACAACAAAGAAAUGCAGUUGCGGUUGUUGCGGCUUCGAAAGUACCUUAGUGACAAGGAGUCGACAGUGAUAAAAGAUGCUUACAUGUACUUGAAAGAUAAAAAGAUGUCUGUGAUGAAGCGGCUUUUUGAUGAGGGUGAUGAACGGGUGUCAAUUCUGGUGAUGCUGAGUCAACUCGAGAGUCGUGUUAACGAAGCACUUGACGACUACGACAAGGAUACACUGCUGUGCGAAGAAUCUGAGCAGCCGGAGCAACAGCAACGCAUGUUGGAUGUGGUGUCCGUGCUUCUGGAGGAAAUGCAUCUCUGCGAGGAGCGCUACCUACGUCUUGUGCCGCAUGGUCAUACGCCGUCUGGUGAGGAGGGCGACGAAACGGAUGGUUUUGUCUCGCUUCUGAGUGACCCGCGGUUAUACGAUGCGCUUGUGGCGCGAGUAGCCGCGCGUGAGAUGCGUAACGCUGCCGCUACCGCUGCUGCUGCCUCACCAGAGCCGGAAGCCGAGACAGAACUGGACACAGAUCCAGGGCAAACGCUACUUUUUACAACAGUCACGGAUUCGAAGCAUAGCGCCAUUGAAUACGACUGCAAGCGUUUGUCAUUACAAGAUCCGGGGGACCUUGACUUCGCUGACUCCGUCGACUCUAGCAUCCACCAGUUACGUGCUUCACAAGUCGCCUUUUCUCCAACGCUUGUUUCGGAAGAGGCAAGUGCGACGGUGCCGCGGUCCGCCAAGGGGCCACCCGUGCAGCCGCGAGAAGCACCUGCGGAGGCGCUGCAGGUUGUAAAGAAGAAACAGGAGGAGUGGGUGGCGAGUAUCUUUGGCACGGCGGUUGAGACAACAGAGCUCUUGACGCGUGUCUGCACGCAGAGUGGCGCUUCAGGUAACAAGACGAAUCAGGAACGGUUGCUGCAGUAUUUUAUAUCGAAACCGAUGUUGGAUGUGAGCAACAAUAAGUUCCAUUCUGGCAUCGACAUCUACACGGGGCCUGGCCCGCUGACGCAAGCCUUCCUGUGCUCCGUCAUGCAUGUGGAUCCUGUUGCGCCGCUGCACGUGCCGCAGGGGACGAACUUCAUGCACGUCAAGUACCGCAACCCGAUGCGGCAGGAAGCCGUCGGCGAAGAUCUUGAACAAGCAUCAUCUGUGCUGCCGAGUGCCGACGCCCUCGACGAGUGGGGCGGUAAGACGACUUAUGUGCGCGAGGAACCGGAGUCGGAGUUGCCUGAACUAGUGAACAACGGCUUCAUCUUCAAUGAACUGAAGCAGCCGAGUGGAAAGAAAGGCAACGCGAAGUCUACAACAGCGGCGUCCUCGUCAACGCCAACAUCGACUACCUUUGAGCGCCUCAAUCCGCUCUCGCCCAACCGCUCCCCGGAGUGGCUGCUCUACCAAAAUUUGUUUGGCGGCUAUCGCCCACUGACACCGCGGCUCAUUGAUAUCUCGUACAUUGACCACAUUCUCCUCAACGCGUGUGAGCGGCACUUUGAGCGUGCGGAGGAGCGAUACCUGCGCUGUCUCAAGCAGGCCCGUGGUCGCGCAACGAACACUCAGAUGGCGCUCAACAUGACAGAGCGCUUCUUCAAGGAGUCGUACACGUUAACUGACUUCCAAGAGUCCAUUGUGCGGGAGCUGGAGUCUCGUUACUGCUAUCCGGAGCUUGUGGCAAAAGCGUUAUAUGAGAUUCUGUGUUUUCUCGACGCAAUGAUGGCGUCACAGCCCUUGGUGGAUUUAUACCUCAGCUGCAUUCGUGGCUUUGAAUCACCUACGCGUAUUCACUACAUCACACAUGUACUGUACCAGCUAAGUAUCAACUGGCCCUCCGCAAAUCCAGAGGAGGCGGUGCUGAAGGAAGAUGUACAUACGCUGAUGGAACACAUUUAUAAGAAGGCGUCACGCGUGACAAGCAUGAGCGCUAGUGAAAUACUAACAGAAUAUCAGAUGGCCACGCGUUCAGCGCCCAUUACGCUCACCUCGCUGCGUAACUACUUGGUGACAGCCAUGCUACACUUUGAGGAUCCGCUUCUGUUGUACUUUAACGGCCUGCUUAGCUAUCGGGCAACAUCAAGCUCUGUCGUGGAGAUGAACUACGAGCAGUUUGAAUCUGCCAUCAAGGACACUUGGGAGGAAAAGAUAGAAGGGAAGGCGCUUAUCCGUUACCUCAUCGCAUCAUGUGGGUUUAACAAGAAGGCGGAGCUUACCACAAAGGAACUGGCAUGUGUCGCCACCAGCAUGUGGAGCUCCGAGCUGUGGGCCAAUAUGUAA